Molecule: messenger RNA, 601 nt
Organism: Ostrea edulis (European flat oyster)
Lineage: Eukaryota; Metazoa; Mollusca; Bivalvia; Ostreida; Ostreidae
Product: perlucin-like protein
Exons: 5
Coding region: 63-545 (160 amino acids)
Molecular function (GO): signaling receptor activity
Source: RefSeq, a predicted model, not a curated record
GACUUGAUAACAAAUAUUCAAUACGCUACUCCAGUACAGACUGUCUUAUCUGUACAGUCAACAUGGGAUCCGUGUAUAGAUUUGUACUGCUGUCAGCCGUAGUUGCAGUCCUUAGUGCUCAGUCUUGUCCUGGGGGCUGGUAUCACCACGCUACAUCUUGCUAUGCAUUCAUUGAUGCGGAACCUCUAGGCUGGGCAGAAGCCAUGUUCUAUUGCAGUACCCUUCAUGCAAACUUAGUUCAAAUAGAGAGCUCCUCUGAAAACAACUUCCUGAAAAAUCACCUGUUUGCUGCUAAAACUAACGCGACAUAUUGGAUCGGUCUUACGGACGCGUUGGUAGAAGGCAAGUACCUGUGGCAGACGACUCAGGAUGAUGUAAAUUUCGUAGACUGGGCACCAGGUGAACCAAACGACGUUGCACACACGGAGGACUGCGCUGCUCUCUGGUUCGGUUAUCAUUACCAAUGGAAUGACGCGUUUUGCGCAAACCGUUACGACUUCAUCUGUGAAAGAGAGAUGACAGAACGACCAAACAUUAUUGGCUGAGACAGGAUUUGUGUAAAAUGAAUAAAUAAAUAAGCAAAAUUACAAAAACAAACAAA